Pristis pectinata (smalltooth sawfish) is the source of this 3576-nucleotide messenger RNA. RefSeq names its product O-sialoglycoprotein endopeptidase-like 1 (gene osgepl1). Lineage: Eukaryota; Metazoa; Chordata; Chondrichthyes; Rhinopristiformes; Pristidae. Gene Ontology annotation, biological process: tRNA threonylcarbamoyladenosine modification. Bases 212 to 1432 code for a protein of 406 amino acids. Gene Ontology annotation, cellular component: mitochondrion. The transcript has 7 exons. The record is from RefSeq and is a predicted model, not a curated record.
GAAAGCGUCCUACCCUUGUGGAAGUCCGGCCUGGGGAGAUAUGGCGGGAGGGGUUGCUUUCCCGCGUGGUUAUUAAUCUGCUGGGUAAUUUGGGUGAACAGUGCACGGUGCAAGUGAAGUGGAAGCAGGCAGUGCACUCACCUUCAGCGAUUGCUGCUGCUCUCCGUGUCGUUUGGUUCGGAAACCGAAUGUUGCGCGGGUCUGCGUUGCCAUGGCAAUACGUUGUCUGCGUGCCCGAGCCCUGAGUUCGGUCGCUGCCCGCGGGGUCCUCGGUCAGUCCCGGCGUGAGCCCAGGUUGGUGCUGGGCAUAGAAACCAGCUGCGAUGACACUGCCGCGGCCGUGGUGGGCGAGACAGGGAGAGUCUUAGGAGAAGCCUUACAUUCUCAGAAAGAAACUCACCUCAAGGCAGGUGGAAUAAUUCCACCUGUAGCUCAGAGGCUACACAGAGAGCAUCUGGACAGAGUGGUGCAGGAAGCUAUGGAUAACAGUGGAGUCUCCCUUAAUGAACUAACAGCAAUAGCAACUACUAUAAAGCCAGGACUUGCACUAAGCCUACAAGUGGGCCUAGAGUACAGCUUGAAACUAAUAGAACAAUAUAAGAAACCUUUUAUCCCUAUUCAUCAUAUGGAGGCCCAUGCACUGACCAUUAGAAUGCUACAAUUGGUAGAGUUUCCCUUCCUGGUCCUGUUGAUCUCUGGUGGUCACAGUUUGCUCGCCGUUGCCCGUGGAGUCGAUGACUUUAUUCUUCUCGGGCAAACAUUGGAUGAAGCCCCAGGAGACACACUAGACAAGGUUGCGAGAAGACUUUCGCUGAGAAAUCACCCAGCAUGCUGUACAAUGAGUGGGGGUGAAGCCAUUGAAUACUUGGCCAGAAUGGGGAAUCGACUGCGUGUUGAAAUAACACAACCUAUGAGCCGCCACUUAGACUGUGACUUUUCCUUUUCCGGUCUCCGCAAUCAGGUCAAUCAAAUAAUUAUGAAAAAGGAAAAAGAAGAAGCAGGUAUCCAGGAUGGACAGUUGCUGUCGUGUGUGAAUGACAUCGCUGCUGCUGUACAACAUACAGUGGCAGUUCACUUAGCAAAGCGUACACAUCGAGCUAUUCUCUUCUGUAAGAAGGAAAACUUGUUGCCUCAAUCAAACCCAGCCUUGGUGGUGUCAGGCGGAGUGGCCAGCAAUAAAUACAUCAUAAAAAUUCUGCAGAUAGUAACUGAAGCAAAUGGGUUCUCACUGAAUUGUCCUCCUCCUAAGCUUUGCACAGACAAUGGCAUCAUGAUUGCAUGGAAUGGUAUUGAGAGGCUUAGAGCAGGAAUUGGUGUUCUACAUAACCCAAAAGCAAUUCGUUAUGAGCCAAAAGCCCCUCUCGGAAUUAAUUUAUCAGAACAAGUCGGGAAAGCAGCACUCAAAGUCCCUUAUCUUAAACUGAAGAUAUGAUUAAUGGGACUUCACUUGGUGGUUGGCCAUUUUAAGAAUCAACAACUGAAGAACUCCAAUAAGCCUGAUUUUUAAAUGAAAUAUGCACAUUUUAGAUUCUGCUAAUUAUAAUUUACAAUAUUAAAGUGUGUAUAUUUGAAAUAUUAGACAUCUAAUAAGUUCAUUGAAUGCGUGAGUGAAUUUCUGAUGUGAAGGAAUCUUGCAAAGUUACUAGCAUUUAAUUCAAAAAGGAUCGAUGAUAACAACCAGGAUCAGAAAACUCUUCUGAUCUUUCCUCUGUUUAAUGAACAUUUUUAAUGCCUUUACAAGUUUUAUUGCCUUUACAAGUUUUAAAUUUUUCUAAUUUCCCCCCUCGAUUUUUCUGUGAUUUUUAACGUGAAGACUGAACCCAAAGAAACCCAGAUUUUGAACUUGUGACAUAACCUUUUCACCAAGUUGAUCAAAAUCAGCUUAUGUGAUGUUUUAGAGCAAAUAAUCCUUUACAUUGGUGUUUGCUGAGUGUUCAUUAAUCUACUGAAUAUUAUUGAAUUGAUUUGAGAAGAAAAGGUCAUGCACAACCAUUCUUAUUGAAUUCAUUAAAAAUAACAACAGAGUGGAUAAGGAUAAUACAGUGAAAGUAAUAUUUGGCUUUCCGAUAAGGCACUGCAAAAUAGGCUCGUUACUAAGAUUAGAACAUGCGGAGUUAGGGGAUAGGGAGCAGAAUGGAUUGAGCAUUGCUGCAGAAAACAAACAAUAUUGGUUAAGGCACAGAUGGGUAGAUAGUUGAUUAGUGGUAUUCCAUGAAGGUAGCUGCUUGUACUUUUGUUAUUUACUGAUUAUAUAAAUAAUGUCUUUGGAAAUGGAAAAUCAUGAACUUACUAUGAGUAUUUUCCUUAUACAUUCACCAUACAUCUGAUGCAUUAACACAAAGAAAACAUACAGAUUUGAGGAUGAUGUCAAAUUGGAGACUAUUGUAAAAACUAUGAAAGAUGGUGGCAAAAUAGAAGAUAGUAAAUUUAAAGAAUAGGCAUGUAAUUGGUGGAUUAUUGAGUGUGAAGUGACACAUUUUAGUAGAAAGAUUAAGGAGCCUUUAGAUAACUUGUUCUAGACUGGUGAAGGGGUAAAUCCUGGGGAUCUAAUAGUAUGACAAGGUUGUUAAGCAAAAUGUUGGGAUUUAUUUCCAGAGGAAUAGACUGACAAGCAGAGAAGAUACUAAACCUGUGAAUCUUCAUUAGACUGAACAAUGUACAGUUCUGAGCUGAAUAUAGGCACUGGAUACAUUGCAAAAAUAUACUGGGAUGAUAUAAGCACUGAGAGGUUAGCUUUUUCAACAUUUUUGUGAUGGGUAUGUCUCUUUUUUUUUUAAUCUGGAAAAGAGAAACUUGUGGUGACCUAUUGAAGUACUUUAAGAAUGCAGAAGUAUUUGGUGAAGCAAUCAUGCAGGAGGGGAGACCAAAAUAAGUGCUGGAAAAAAUACAUAAUCAGAACAAUAAAAUAAAUCUUGUGGAGAAUUCAGGAGAAACUUCUUUACUCAGAAAGUCAGAGUGUGGGAUUCCCUAUCACAGAUAGCUAGGCUAGAUGCUUUCAAUAGGAUGCUAGAUGGUAGAUGAAGCAGAAAGGAGGAGAAAUGUGACCCAGGAAUGGUACUGAUUGAACUAAAUUAUGUUUUUCCGUACUGCACAUUGUAUUGUAAUUCCCACUGUAAUGUGGUGUACAAAAGCUUAAAUAGUAGGCAGGAUAAUGUCAAGUUAAAAUCUUAAAUAUUCAAAGCUUAACAAUGGAAACACUCCUAGACUUGUGUUUUUAGAUACUUUUGUAAGUAGCUUUUGUUCCACAAAAAAAAUACUAAAUAUGUGUUUAAUUCUUAAAAUAUUCUCACUAACUUUUCUCAAUCCCUUUUAAUUACAUUGAUACUGAAGUGCACCUCCAAGGGUCUUCCCAUUCUAUACCUUGACCAUGAAGGAAGUUAAUAUUUCCAUUUCAAAUGUGAUGGUAAAAUUACUGCUGGAAGUAUGAGAAGUUGUAAAGAUGCUUUGAUUCUCCUAAAUGCAAAUUACUUGGCUGUCAUGUGACACACUUGGUACAUUGAGGCCCCUACAUAUUGUGUUAUCCCAGGAACUACCAUCUACCAAAAUAAACAGAUAGAUAAAUUUGAAGCAUGGCAU